Molecule: messenger RNA, 1415 nt
Organism: Oryza sativa Japonica Group (Japanese rice)
Lineage: Eukaryota; Viridiplantae; Streptophyta; Magnoliopsida; Poales; Poaceae
Product: anthranilate O-methyltransferase 2
Biological process (GO): methylation
Molecular function (GO): S-adenosylmethionine-dependent methyltransferase activity
Source: RefSeq, a predicted model, not a curated record
CUAGAUGAAGAUGCGCAGUGGUUCCAAGUAAGCAAAUCAGCAAACUGAUUGCAGCGAGAGUUUCUGAAGUGCUCUUGUUAUUAGCCAUGAAGUUGGAGCAUGACUUCCAUAUGGCAAUAGGGGAAGCAGAGGAUAACUAUGCAAACAACUCUAGGCUUCAGCGAAAGGCUUUGCUCAAGACCAAGCCGGUGCUUGACAAGGCUGUGAGACAGGUGUGCAUGGCUCUCCAUCCUCGAGCUAUGAUAGUUGCUGACCUAGGCUUUUCUGUCGAUGCAAACACUCUCCUCUUCGUCUCCGAUGUGAUCAACACGGUAGCUGAUGCUCAGCACCAUGAUGAGCUCAGGUGCCAUCCCAUGGAACUCCAGUUCUUCCUGAAUGAUCUGUCUGGCAAUGAUUUCAAUCAGGUGUUCAAGUCAGUUAAACAGUUUACUAAGUCGAUCGCAGCAUCUCAUCCCAAGGGAGUAGCACUGCCUCCAUUCUAUAUCUCUGGGCUACCAGGCUCCUACUACACCAGGCUUUUCCCUUGCCAAAGUGUUCACCUUUUCCAUUCCUCGUACUGCCUCCAUUGGCGUUCUCAGAUGAUCAAGGACAUGGAUGAAAAGAUGUCAGACAUAAAUGGAGGGAACAUUUACAUUGCCAAGAGCAUGCCACCAUCGGUGGUGAAAAUGUUCCAAGAUCAGUUUCAGAAGGACAUGUCCCUUUUCCUCAAGCUGCGACAUCAGGAACUAGUGCCUGGUGGGCAGAUGCUGCUCACAUUCCUUGGAAGGAAGAAAGAGGGCGUCUUGGAUGGAGAUCUGAGCCAUCUAUGUGCAUUGCUUGCAGAAGCUUUACAAGCCCUUGUUACUGAGGGCCUUGUGGAGAGGGAAAAGCUGGAGUCAUUCAACCUACCACUGUAUGGGCCAUCCAUUGAUGAAGUAAAAGCAGUGAUCGCAUUGAACAAGCUCUUUGGCAUUGACCAUAUCCAGCUCUUUGAGUCAAACUGGGAUCCCUAUGAUGACAUGGAAAAUGAUGGCAUGUGCAGCAGCCCUCAGCAUGGGGUGAAUGUUGCCAAGAGCAUCAGAGCAGUGUUCGAGCCCUUGCUGGCAAGCCAUUUCGGAGAAUGUAUACUCGACGAGCUCUUUCAGAGGUAUGCACGGAAUGUAGAGAGGCACCUUGCGGAGGACAAUACAAAGUACUCGGUCAUAGUCUUGUUGUUGAACCGAAAAGUAUAGAUCAGACACAGGACACUUGGGGAAUCUACAUAGAAACACUACAAUAUAUAUUUUUAAUUACGCCUGUAUGCUGCUAGUUUACAAUAAGAUUUCCAUCAACUGGUUCUUAAGCUUUUACCGCAGAAAAUUCGUCUACGGCUGGUGAAUUUCAAUUUGUGUGUUUAUUUAAUCCACUAUAGUAUUUAUGCAAUUAUGCAGCCCUCA